Molecule: messenger RNA, 2154 nt
Organism: Leucoraja erinaceus (little skate)
Lineage: Eukaryota; Metazoa; Chordata; Chondrichthyes; Rajiformes; Rajidae
Product: mucin-6-like
Exons: 7
Coding region: 301-1011 (236 amino acids)
Cellular component (GO): extracellular matrix
Source: RefSeq, a predicted model, not a curated record
AUCUGUAAAAAUAAGGCCAAUUGCUGUAAUCUAUUGCUUCGAGGAAGUAAUUAACAUUGGUAGAAAUUGAUUACUCCAUGGCAGUUUGCUUUACUGAACACAUAUUUUUGUGUCCUUGUGAACAAUGUGUAUUAUGUACUUUUUUUUCAGGAGGUCCUAAUUAAACUGGCAGAUGGACACUAUACAUUAAUACCUCCAAAUGCUGCCAAACGUUUUAAAGUGGUCAGCAAUCCACUGUAUCUAAAAUUUGAUUUUGUGAUCAAGGCAAAGCUUGAACUAACAGUCAUCUGGAAUAAGAACAUGAACGCACACAUUUCCAUUACCAGACUCUCUAAGUUUCCAGUGUGCGGACUGUGUGGUAAUUACAAUGGUAAUGUGGAUGAUGAAUACAUAACCCAGAACAAAUAUUUAGUGUCCAAUUUACUGGUCUUCGCAAACUCUUGGAAGGAAGAUACCAUGUGUAGAGAUGUAACUGAAGUUGCAACUCCAUGUCACAAAAAUCCGUAUCGUUUUGCCCGGGCUGAAAAGAUGUGUGCUAUAAUUAACAGUAAAGUGUUUGAAUCAUGUCACAAAUUGGUUUACCGAAUGCCGUAUUACGAUAAUUGCGUUCGAGAUGCUUGUGGUUGCGAGCUGGUUGGGGACUGCGAGUGUCUCUGUGAUGCUGUUGCUGUCUACGCUAAAGCUUGCAUUGAUGCUGGUGUCUGCAUCGACUGGAGAACCCCGGACUUCUGCCCGGUGUACUGUGAUUACUACAACACCCGGAAGCUGCACUCCACCUUGAGAGAAAUUGCUCAGUUUGGCUCAACUAGGUGGCACUACCAACCAUGCCUGUGCCCCGCCAACAUUCACAUCUUCGGGAAGUUCAACAUGGAGGGUUGCUAUGUUUGUGCUAAAGAUGAAUACUUUAAUGAAGACUUAAAACAUUGUGUAUCAUGUGGAACUCCUCCUGUACUCAGACCAACAGCAAAACCUGUCCACAUCAUCCCAGCAGGUAAAACAAACUCAUCUUGAGGCCUUUGAUUUUGACACUAACUACUCUCUUCCAAACAUUAUUAAUUUUUAGUUUAGCUUAGAGAUAAAGCGCAGAAACAGGCCCUUUUGUCCGACCAGCGAUCCCCGCACACUUAACACUAUCCUACACACACUAAGGACAAUUUACAAUGAUAUCAAGCCAGUAACCUCAAACCUGUACAUUUGGAGUGUGGGAGGCAACAGGAGCUCCCGGAGUAAACCCACGCAGGUCACGGGGAGAAUGUACAAACUCCGCACAGACAGCACCCAUAGUCAGGUUCGAACCCGGGUCUCUGGAGUUGUAAUGCAGCAACUCUACUGCUGCACCACCCAUCACAGUAUCUGAGGAGUUCAGUGAAGCCAAGUCAAGUCCAGCUUACUGUCAUAAGCACAAGUACAGUGAAGCGAAGGCUAAAUGGGAAUCUUGCUUGCUGGUGACAGCCUGUGUGUUAUUUACUUUUAUCAGAGUCCCCUGAGAAUCAUUGGAUUUAAGUGUUUGGCUGGAAUUCCUCAGCUGACUAUUGGCUUUAUUUUACUCCCGAGAGUGCCAUUCAGUAACACUUAACUACAUGAUUCUGUGCAUUAACCGAUAAGGCAAUGAGUUAGCUUGCAAGGUCAUGCAGCCUUGUCUUCCAGCGCUUCCAUCUGUACCCAUUAUGCAUCUUCCCUUUACGGUGACGUCUGAUGGAGGACUUUUCCCAGCCAACAAAAGCAUGACAGACAUAGAUUUUACAGACAGUCUGAACCUUUUUUCCCGGGUUGAAAUGCCAAAGACCAGAGGGCACAGCUUGAAAGCAAGAGGGGCAAAGUUUAAAGGAGAUAUGUGGGGCAAGUUCUUUACACAGACUGGUAGGUGCCUGGAGCACACAGCUUCUUGUGGUGGUGGAGGCAAAUAUGACAGGGGUGUUUAAGAGAUUUUUAGAUAGGCAGGGAAUGGAGGGAUUUGGAUCAUGUGAAGGCUGAUGAGAUUAAUUUAUUUUGACAUUAUGUUUGGCAGUGACAUUUUGGGCCAAAUGGCCUGUUCCUGUGCUGUACAGUUUAUGUUCUGAAACACUGCCCUCUGGUCUCUUACAAGGCCUUCUACGCCCGAACCUCCAGACUCAGAAACAGCUUAAUUCCCAGAGCUAUAGCGGCUCUGAACCG